UAUGUCUUGUCUCCUUUCGAAUGCCAUCUUUCCCUGAAAUCACUACAGUUCCAUUCCUCCAUAGAGUGACUCAAAUAGGGCCUCAGUUUAUGCCAUAGUUCAUGGUGUGAAUAUUGGGAGUCUUUAUGUACCUACUAAAUGGUCUGAGCGGGUAUAGCAAGGAACUAAACAUCUACAAAAGUAUUCCACAACGCUAAACUCUCGAUAAACCCCUGCGAAUGACAUUUUGACCCAUUAAGCACUGAAAGCGAGCUUAACAACUACUGAACAAUGGACUCGACUCAAGCAGCCUUGCCGGAACCAUCUUUAUUGGAGGUAUUUCGGUUUCAGUGCCCUAAUGCCUAUUUCAUGAGUUCAACCAGUGCUAUGCCCAUCGUGGGGAUAAGUGUCAUUCAAUAUGCGAAAGACCUUAUUGAUAGCCGAGCACCUGGCUUCCUUCGAAUUUUCCUCCCAAGCUGGGAAAAGUACGGAUCUGAAGGCAAGCCCCGAAAUGAGUACGAUACUCUAUAUCCGCUGGCUCAUUUGCACAUGGCCCAGGAAGUUUAUUUACGUCUCUUUCAAAUUGUUCAAUAUCUCCAUGUUAUCAGGCGUAUGCAUCUUCUGAAGCUUGAAAGAAUGCGCGGCCAAAGGAUCUCUCAGAAGCGAGGUCAACGCAUUGAUGGCCUUGCCAUCAACCUUACACUGGCUGAAAUGUACAGUGAUUGGGAGACAGUCAGAGAAGAGUCACGAUCUGCGAGAAAACUACGGUUUCGAAAAGAAAACAGGCUGGCUAGAAGAUGGCUAUUGGUGGCGUUUCGGCUCUCCUUUGGCGCGCUUCUGGUCUGUUCCAAGAAGCUCGAACGAGAAAUAAACAACAACCAUACUAAAGAAAGCCAACUGAUCUCUCUGGCUACGAACAUUGCCAAUGACUUUCCGGAUGUUGUUGAAACCUACCAGCAUCUUAACCUGACGGCAAUGUGUUUGUUAAACCAGAGACCAAUAUCGCAUACUACUAACCUUGACUUAAUUGUCAACCGGGUAGAUGCGCACCUAAAAAAAGCAAGACCAGCCGAAACCACCCCUGUGGAUUUCCCAUUUUCCACAUACCCCAAGGAGGAAAGCAAUAGCGAAUCGUCACUUAGCAAUGCUGCUCGCAACUCUUGAGCCUCGGAACAUACUUGUCUGGGUAACAAAAGAACAGAGAAUUUUGAACAACUGAAGAGAAGUAGGUUAUAUAUG
Messenger RNA from Aspergillus alliaceus, 1218 nucleotides. RefSeq lists its product as uncharacterized. Lineage: Eukaryota; Fungi; Ascomycota; Eurotiomycetes; Eurotiales; Aspergillaceae. Bases 271 to 1143 code for a protein of 290 amino acids. The record is from RefSeq and is a predicted model, not a curated record. The transcript is spliced from 2 exons.